Molecule: messenger RNA, 2769 nt
Organism: Diachasmimorpha longicaudata
Lineage: Eukaryota; Metazoa; Arthropoda; Insecta; Hymenoptera; Braconidae
Gene: Msx
Product: muscle segmentation homeobox-like
Exons: 3
Coding region: 472-1995 (507 amino acids)
Biological process (GO): regulation of transcription by RNA polymerase II; embryonic morphogenesis
Cellular component (GO): nucleus
Molecular function (GO): DNA-binding transcription factor activity, RNA polymerase II-specific; RNA polymerase II transcription regulatory region sequence-specific DNA binding
Source: RefSeq, a predicted model, not a curated record
AUUCAAGUGGUAACGCCCAUUGUAGAAACGCCCGGUGAAUAAGCAAGUAGUGAUGGUAUUGGUUGAGCGCGCCAAUGCCAGUGACUGGAAGUGGUCGGUUAGUAUUCGCGGGGGCGGUGUCGAGGUCGCGAGGCGGUGUGAGCUUUUUUCCCGGUUGUACGUUCAUCUCGAGACAGGCGUAAUCAGUGCCGUUUAUGCGGCAGCAGUGGCAAGCCACGCGCACCGGGGGUCAAAGGCUUCUGCCAAAAUUCAAUAAUUUUAUUUCAUCAAUGUCUGUCGGGACAGUGUGUUAAUUUAUUCAUUGUUUUUGCGCAUCGAGUUUUACCGAGGAAUAUGGAGCCCCGAGGGACUGAGUGAUGAGAUAAUGAGUGUUGAGGAUAGAGCAACGACAAGUGAUAGUACAACGGAAUGAUAAGUACAAUUGAUACUUGAUUGGUGAUUGAAUGGAGAAGGAAGGGUGUCGUGUCGAGGAUGAGUAACGCUGUUGACGGAUUGUCCAUGCAAGGGGCAAGUACAACACCAACACCGGUGGGUGGAGGCAGUGGCCUCAUGUCGGAUGAUGCUGACAUGGCUAGUCCAACGUCCGCAUCAAAUCCAAAACCAAGAAGUGGAAAAAUUAAUUUCAGUGUUGAUGCAUUACUGAGUGGUACGAAAAAAUCACCGGUUAAUUUUUCAACCCGAAGGAGUGUAGAGAAUGGUGAUGAUGGGGGUAGUGAUAUAUCGGAGAAGAGCAGUGAAAUACAGGAUGAAGCUAGAAGAUAUCGAGACUUUUUAAUAAUGGAACAGGAGCGACAGAGGGGCCUGCAGAGCCGUGAACUUUUGGCAAGACUAAGUCCACUGACAUCAACUGGAUUAUCGGCAUUUCCAAGCCUACAUCAUUACCAUCAUCAAGUGCGGUGUAAUGCAGCAGCAGCGGCUGCUGCUGAGGACGUCAAGAGGGUAGCGAAUGUGGAGCGACAGGAUACGAUAACCGUCAAGGAUUUUUCGAGAACGGGAAUUCACGAGGAGUCUUCAUCGCCCGUCGGCCUUACGGAUGACAGACUUAGUGGUAAUUCCAGUGGUACCUCACCAAAACCACUGACACGUAGAACUGAGGACGAAGAUAUGGAAGAUGACGAACUGGAUGACGAAAGAAUCACGUCAAAUCGCUCUGUUUCACCGAUAAGACGAGAAAUUGAAAAUGAUAGGAGUGAUUCUGAAGCUCCAAGAUCGUUGGAGGGUGAUGGUAGUUGUGAAAGACUCAUGGAAGUUGGUAGUGGUUCAAGAUCCGAAGAUCUAAAUGUCAUGGAUUCUGAUUGUGAAAUGGAACGUGAAGUUGAGGGUGGAAGGCAUGAGAAGGAAAAAUCAAGUCCCGUUGUACCACAGCCAAUACAUCCAGUUCAGAGGCCACCGGGGCCAUAUUUAAGUGGACCAACACCAGGAUGGUCGCCCACUGGAUUUCCACAUUCCUUGGCUGGAUUCGCGUGGCUACCCCCACCUCCCCAUCCACAUAAUCCCCAUGGACAUCUGUAUACGCCCCAGGGUGGACCAACGAGUCCCAACGGUGACCUGAGACUACCAGGACCAGGUCCAGGACCGGUGAGAUGUACCCUGAGAAAGCACAAGCCCAAUAGAAAACCAAGAACGCCUUUUACAACUCAACAACUGCUGUCGCUUGAAAAAAAAUUUCGCGAGAAGCAAUAUCUCACGAUAGCUGAGAGAGCAGAAUUCUCAUCAUCACUUCAUCUCACAGAGACUCAGGUGAAGAUAUGGUUUCAAAACCGUCGAGCAAAAGCGAAAAGACUUCAAGAGGCUGAGAUUGAGAAGUUGAGGUUGUCAGCGAGACCACUUUUACAUCCUAGCUUUGGUACGGGCCUCAUGUUUUCAGCGGGUGUUGGACCUCCAGGUACCCCAGGUGGAGUACCUCCUUUCAUAGCAGCAGCAAUGGCAAGACAUAGUCAUGCUGCUGCUGCAACUGCUGCCAUGUUCAUGGGACCGCCUGGACACCGGCCAUGAUUAUAUUACUCAUCAACUUGUGACAUAAUUCCAGAGAAUGUAAAAAAUUAAGAGCCAAUGUGAAAUCUGGAACUCGUGUAUUUAAAUUAAAUUUUAAUUAUGUAAAUAAUGUAAAUAACUCAACUCCGUUAUUGUACGAUGACUGCAGUAAGUCUCACACUGGACUGGAGUAUGUAAAUAAUAAUGCAAGAGUGGAAAAUAUCGUUUACGCGGACCUAUAGAUCUUUUACACGCUUCAGCCUUAUAAUCGAUAACGUGCGAUCCCCAAGGAGUCCGCGCUGGUGGGGGGGAGGGAAUGGGGGGGGGGAGGAGGAGGAGGAGGAGGAGACACUUUAUACGACAGGAAAACGUACUGACUCCGUGUUCAUGUUAAUGAUAAUCGGACGUAUAUGUCAAGUUACAACCAGCUGGUGUAUUGUGAUCUAAUAAAACGAAAUGCAAUAACGUUAAUUUCUCAGUUUGACUGGCAGAGCGUGUAAAUAUCCAUAGAUCAACAAUUAUAUAAAACAAAAAUGAAAAAAAAACAGAAAUCGAAUGGCUAUGUAAAUUAUUUAUUCCAAUGAUGGAAUAUACUUCAUUAAAAAUCACCGAGUAAUGAGUAUCAGUGAGUGGAUGAACACUUGAUGACUCAAAAAAUAAAAAAUAAAAUAAAUCACAAAUUCCAGAAGUACUGCGGUCAACCUGUAUAAAUGUACCAUUAAAGUUUAUCCAUAAAAGAAAAGAACAAAAAACAGAAUACGUUCUAGAGUAAUAAAUUUCAAUUUCAAUAUUUAA